This is a messenger RNA of Acipenser ruthenus (sterlet), 891 nucleotides long. RefSeq names its product transmembrane protein 208-like. NCBI's taxonomy places the organism in Eukaryota, Metazoa, Chordata, Actinopteri, Acipenseriformes, Acipenseridae. Gene Ontology annotation, cellular component: intracellular membrane-bounded organelle. The record is from RefSeq and is a predicted model, not a curated record. Gene Ontology annotation, biological process: vacuolar protein processing. The coding region runs from base 220 to 741 and encodes 173 amino acids. The transcript has 6 exons.
CGAUGUGAUGAUGUCAGCAUAGCGAACCGGAAGUGCUUUCGGUGAGUGCUGAUGUGUUAAAUCAGAGAGGAGGCUGUAGUUUCCAGCAUCACGGUAGCAUUUGUAUACAGGUUUUUUUUUGUUUUUUUUAAGUUGUCUUAAAUAAUAAUAGUAAAAAAAAAAAACGCGUUUGUACUACUUUCAAGACCACUUAAACAAGACAAGGGCUCCUUCCUCACCAUGGCGCCCAAAGGGAAGGUUGGCACAAAGGGUAAAAAGCAGAUCUAUGAAGAGAAUGCAUCGACUCUGAAGUUCUACAUGAGGGUUAUAUUGGGAGCUAAUGCAAUUUAUGGAGCAGUGAACCUAUUUCUUUUUUAUAGUUCAGCAACAUUUUGGACAUGGUGCUGGCUGGUGUUUGCGCUGGUGGUGUAUGGAGGCAGCUAUCGGUCCAUGACGGCGAUGGCGAAGCCUACAUUUGCAGAGGAUGGCAGCCUAUUGGACGGUGGGAUAGACCUGAACAUGGAGCAGGGGAUGGCAGAGCAUCUGAAGGAUGUGAUUUUACUAACAGCCAUUAUCCAAGUAUUGAGCUCCAUAUCGUCAUACUUUUGGUACCUUUGGCUUCUGGCCCCGGCCCGAGCUCUCUAUUUGCUCUGGGUGAAUUUCCUGGGCCCCUGGUUCAUGGCAGAGCCCCCGUCAGCCCCCGAGGAGGUGAACGAAAAGAAGCAGCGAAGGCAGGAGCGACGACAGAUGAAAAAAUUCUGAUUUUAUUUAUUAUUUUUUUUUAUGUUAUGUGAUUGUCUGUUUUUUUAAAUUAUUCAACAUGCAGCACAGUGGUACACCAACACACACUGGAUAGAAUAUAUUCCAUCUGAUGUAAUCUUCCCCUGAAUCCGCUUUUAAAAGCCAUUUGUC